GAGAUCUCAAGAAACGAAGGAGGAGAAAGAGGUGGGCGGGUUGGCACUAACGCACGAAUUUGAAGCUCAAACAGAUCGAACGUACGAAACGUAUCGUACGUACUAGCUACGUAGGUGUUCAGCCCGAAUGGUGAGGAAAAGUGGGGAUUCGCAUGCAUUGUUAUGAACUGAAUUUUUCCCCGUGGAACAACACGUUGAGGUGCACAUGAUUUGAAGGAAGACUUCAGCCGCUUUGGCUUGGUGCCAGAGAUGGGUAGAUCGCUUCGGAAUUGCGCUUGUACUCAGAAAACUGAACAGUAUUAGGACGAUAUUUCGUUCGCUUACAUGCACUUGCAACCAUGUUCGCUCCGAAUCGGAAAGGUUUCUUCCCGGUGAUCUAUAACAAGUUUAUAGAUAUCCUGGACGAGAAGCCACGCGAAGCCUUCGCAGCUCUUGGAACCAAUGAAGAGAGAGUCAAGUUUUUUCUCGAGCUCCCUUACUUAUCCAGAGGCCAAGAUCAAGAUCUAUUUGCCCUCAUGGCGCCCAUGCCAGGGGUGAAAAACAAUGAAAAGAGUGAAGAGAGCCGAGAAGCCGGCAAUGCAGCCUUCUAUGCGGGCAAGUACUUGCAAGCACAAAUCCUCUAUUCCGGGGCCGUUUUCACGGCCGACCAAACGACCGACAGUUAUUCCUUGGCCUUGGCCAACCGAUCGGCUUGUUUACAAAAAUUGGGAUACUACGAAUUGGCUAUUCGGGACAUCGGAUUGGCCUUGCGUCACCGGUACCCGAAGAAUAAGAUCUUCAAGCUUCUGGAACGCCGUGGAGAAUGCUUUGAAUCUUUGGGUCAAUUCAAAGAGGCCGCAGAGGCAUUUUCACACGGAGCCAAAUACAUUGCUUACUCGACCUUGUCGCGGGAAAAGAAAGACGGCCUGAAGGAGAAAUUCAGAACCAAGGCCGAGAAAAUGAAAUCACUCAGGCCCAAAAGCCAUGAAGAGGAAGAGAAACAGGAUUGGGCUCUCAAGGUGCUGGACCCCCAUCCACACAUGCCUGCUUCGCAUAAAGACAUUGAGAUCCAUUAUGAGCCCCAUCGCGGGCGAUUUGCAAUAGCCAAAGCCGAUAUUCCAAUGGGAACGACCUUGUUCAAUGAGAAGCCCUUACUGUUCUCGCUUCUACCGGAGAAAAUGGGCUCUAACUGCCUGCAUUGCUUCAAGGUCAUCAAAGCCGUCUUACCUUGUCCAGAUUGUGUUUGGGUGUGCUUCUGCUCCCUUGAAUGUCAGGCUCUUUCCCGUCAAUAUCACCAGUACGAAUGCGGGAUCUUGAAGUUGCUCAUCGAGUCCGGAUUAAAUGUCUACUCAUUUCUGGCUUUAAGAGGAGUAGCCACCAUGGGCUUGGGCAAGCUCAAGGCCUUAAAAGAUAGGUUGGCCGUUCGCAACGAGCAACUAGGGGUGGGUCAGGAUUCGGAGUACUCUUCUCUGGACUUCUUGACCACCUACAAUCUGGUCAGUCUGGAUCACACUAUAACACCAACUGAGUGGAUCCUAAGAACUAUGGCCGCAGUUCUGCUGGUGCGGAUGCUUCAAAUCACCCCUUUUUUCGACGAUUCCGAAGACGUGGCCGAGGAUUCGAUUUUUGUGGGUGGGAUCCUCCUUCAAUUGAUUAAUGUUUGUCCUACCAACUCCCACGACGUGAGCGAGUUUGAGACUCCGGUUGCUGACAAAUUCACCAAUGCUUGCACGAAGGUUUCAAUCGGAGCUGCUAUUUAUCCUGCCUUGGCCUUACUCAAUCACAGCUGUAAUCCGGACUUCAUGAGGUGCAAUAAGGGCAACGAAGUCAUUUGCGUCUCCAAUCGAUUCAUCAAAAAAGGCCAAGAAAUCUGCGAGAACUAUGGCCUUAUGUAUACGAUGAAGACCAGAGACGAGCGGAGGAAGAUUUUGGACAAGCAUUACAAGUUCUCCUGCGAUUGUCAAACCUGCUCCGAAGAUUGGCCUCUGUUGAGUAGCCUCAAAUCUGAUGUGGCCAUGGACCCAAACAAUCAGAAAUUGACCCGAUUUCGGCGCUUCAGAUGCGUUCAUUGCGGAAACAAUUUGCCCGCUUUUGAUCGAUUCUCUGUACGCGUAAAUGCGGUUUGCCUGAUGUGCGGAAAACAAACCGAUCUUCAGCAGGAUGUGCCCCUAAGUCGAAUUAAGGAGUUGUCCAAGCAAUCAGUGGAAAAAUUUAUACAAGGAUUAUGGGAAGAGGGCAUGGUCCUUGGCCGUGAAUGCGCCGAACUGAUCGAGAAACACGUGCAUUUGCCAAUUUUGGAACUAACCGACAUUCAGAUAGGGAUUUGGAAAUGCAUUUGGAUCAAAUGGGGGAAUUUGAAACUUGUGAAAUUUUAACUCGUCUUUCAGAAAGAAAGUCGAUAUGAAGGACCGAAUCUUGACCCUAAAGUGUCCUAAAGCCAUUACUAUCAUUCGAUGUCGCUAACUCAUCAAUUAUUGCACGCAGAGAUCAAGAACCAAGAAGAGUGAUUGACUCAGGGUUGGGCAUGAAAAUACAGCAUGAACGAAUGA
Molecule: messenger RNA, 2528 nt
Organism: Tigriopus californicus
Lineage: Eukaryota; Metazoa; Arthropoda; Copepoda; Harpacticoida; Harpacticidae
Product: SET and MYND domain-containing protein 4-like
Exons: 2
Coding region: 339-2354 (671 amino acids)
Molecular function (GO): protein binding
Source: RefSeq, a predicted model, not a curated record